Messenger RNA from Onychostoma macrolepis, 1887 nucleotides. It is a transcript of the gene pole2, whose product is annotated as polymerase (DNA directed), epsilon 2. Gene Ontology annotation, molecular function: DNA binding. NCBI's taxonomy places the organism in Eukaryota, Metazoa, Chordata, Actinopteri, Cypriniformes, Cyprinidae. Gene Ontology annotation, biological process: error-prone translesion synthesis; DNA-templated DNA replication. The record is from RefSeq and is a predicted model, not a curated record. Gene Ontology annotation, cellular component: epsilon DNA polymerase complex. The transcript has 20 exons. The coding region runs from base 8 to 1735 and encodes 575 amino acids.
GUGUGAGAUGUUUACGGAAGCUGUUGGAAAGGAAGCGGAAGCGCCGGUUUGGCGGGAGCAGAUGAAGAUGGACGCGCGGAGAGUGAAGCAGAAAGUGAGCGCGGGGUUUAAGAUGCGCGGAUUAAUCCUGCGCCCGGAGUCCAGCCGCUUCCUGCUGCAGGUCCUGGAGUCCGUCACCGAAGCGGAUCUGGACGAGGUUCUGGAGCGGAUCCUGGAUGCUGUCGAGAAACAGCCGCGAAGUGCUUUAUGGGUGAUGACCGCAGAGAACUGCGCAGGUUACACGCCGCCUCGGGGCAGAGAUGACGGGUUCUGUGUCUCAGUGGGGUCCAGUAUGGUGGAGCUGGCGGUGGCGGAGGCGGCGGUCCAGGACUGCAGUCAGUCUUGUGAUGAAACCAUAGACAAUGUUUUCAACAUCAUUGGAGCCUUUGACGUGCCUCGAUUCAUCUUCAGCACAGAAAGAAAGAAAUUCGUCCCCAUCAGCAUGACGAAUCAUCCGGUCCCUAAACUCUGCGGUCAGUGCAGAGAUAAAGCCGAGCUCUUCAGAGAGCGAUACACUAUCUUACAGCAGAGAACACACAGGCAUGAGCUCUUCACUCCUCCUGUUAUCGGUUCAGCUCCUGAUGAAGGGAGGAACAAAUUCCAGCUGAAGACGGUGGAGGCUCUUCUGGGCAGCACAGCUAAAGUCAGAGAAGUGAUUGUUCUCGGCAUGAUCACGCAGCUUAAAGAGGGCAAGUUCUACCUCGAGGACCCCAGCGGCGCAGUGCAGCUAAACAUGUCAAAGGCACAGUUUCACAGCGGUCUUUACACCGAGUCCUGCUUUGUUCUGGCUGAAGGAUGGUACGAGGAUUCUGUGUUUCACGUCAACGCUUUUGGUUUCCCGCCCACAGAACCCUCUUCUUUCACCAGGGCUUAUUACGGCAAUAUCAACUUCUUUGGCGGGCCAUCCAGCACUGCGGUCAAAGCCUCGGCCAAACUGAAGCAGCUGGAGGAGGAGAACGAGGACGCCAUGUUUGUGAUCGUGUCGGACGUGUGGCUGGACAGUGUGGAGGUUCUGGAGAAGAUCCAAACCAUGUUCUCAGGUUACUCUGCCAUGCCGCCCACCUGCUUCAUCUUCUGCGGGAACUUCUCUUCGGCUCCGUACGGCAGAAACCAGCUCCGAACACUCAAAGAGUCUUUUAAAGCACUUGCUGAUCUCAUCUGUGAAUAUCCCAGCAUUCACAACAGCAGUCGUUUUGUGUUUGUUCCCGGACCAGAAGACCCCGGGCCCGGCACUGUUUUACCCAGACCUCCGCUGGCUGAGCACAUCACAGAGGAGUUCAGACAGCGCGUGCCCUUCUCCGUCUUCACCACCAACCCCUGCAGGAUUCAGUACUGCAGUCAGGAGAUGGUGGUGAUUCGAGAAGAUCUGGUCAAUAAGAUGUGCAGAAACUGUGUUCGACUCCCAAGCAGCAACCUGGACAUUCCUUCUCACUUUGUGAAAACCGUCCUGUCACAAGGUCAUCUGACGCCGCUGCCGCUGUACGUGUGUCCGGUGUACUGGCCGUACGAUUACACGCUACGAGUUUAUCCCGUUCCUGACGUCAUCGUCUUCGCCGACAAAUACGACCCGUUCAACGUGUGCAACACAGACUGCCUGUGCAUCAACCCGGGCUGUUUUCCCAGAAGCGGAUUCUCCUUUAAGGUUUACUAUCCGUCCAACAGAACAGUGGAGGACAGUAAAUUGCAAGGACUUUAAACAAGUGGAACGUCAUGUGCUUCAUGUUUUUAUUUCUAUGGAACUCUUUAAAAUCUAGAUUUCCUUUUAGAUUCUGUUACAAUAAUUUCAUAUGGUAAUGUCUGAUUUAUGUCGAUGCACUUUCAAAGUAAAAUAAAUAUGGAUAAAAUGUG